AUGGACACCGACAAAGGUGAGGUUCAUACCUCAGAAGUUAAGAGUGCCGCCGCUCUCUUGGACCGUGUUAAGGGUUAUCCUGAACGUGAGACCGACAAGGUCCAGCCCUGGAAGGAGUGGUUCUCUGUGGAGCCUGAGUCGGAUAAGCCGACAGUUGUCCUUAUCCCGUCAAAGCAUGACUUUGGCUCCGUCAACCUCGGAGGCUUCUAA
Grosmannia clavigera kw1407 is the source of this 210-nucleotide messenger RNA. RefSeq lists its product as uncharacterized. The transcript has a single exon. Lineage: Eukaryota; Fungi; Ascomycota; Sordariomycetes; Ophiostomatales; Ophiostomataceae. The coding region runs from base 1 to 210 and encodes 69 amino acids. The record is from RefSeq and is a predicted model, not a curated record.